AUGCCAGCUCCUGUAGAGCAUUGGAUUCAGGAAUCUGGGCUGAUGCAUCUAUCUUCAGGCUACCUCACAAUGGCGGAUGCUGGUCUGAUAUCGACAUUUGUUGAAAGAUGGCACCGAGAGACCAGCUCAUUUCAUCUGCCAUUUGGAGAGAUGACGAUCACCUUAGAUGAUGUUGCGACUCUCCUUCACAUCUCACCGCAUGGUAAAUUUUUUGAUGCACCUUUGAAUAUGAAUACUAAUAAUGCUGUAAGAGCUGCACAUGAGUACUUAGGUGCAACAUGGGAGGAAGCAUGUGCUGAGAUUAGUUAUAAUAAAUGUGCCCAAUAUAGAUUGCAAUGGUUGCGUGAUUUGUAUAGCCGUCUCAUUCAAACUAACCAGUUUGAGUGUGCGGCUAGAACGUAUCUGUUGCAUUUAGUUGGCUGCACUAUUUUCGCCGAUAAAACACAUACGCGUGUUGAGGCGAAAUACAUUUCUUUUUUUAUUGAUUUACAUCGUUGUCGAGACUACUCGUGGGCUUCCGCGGCAUUAGUUUUCCUUUAUGACAACUUGGGAGAUGGAGCUAUCCACGACACUCGACAGCUGGGAGGUUACAUGAGCCUACUGCAGUGUUGGAUUUACGAGCACUUCCCUAGGAUCUGUAAGCGGGGUGAUAGAGGAGCGGUUCCUGCGCAUCAUGUUGCAGAUGCUGCAUUUCUGUAUACGGACCUCUCAACGAUGAUCGAUAAGUACUCCUUGCUUUAUAUAUUUGACUUGGAAUUGUCAGAUUAG
This is a messenger RNA of Cicer arietinum (chickpea), 768 nucleotides long. The record is from RefSeq and is a predicted model, not a curated record. NCBI's taxonomy places the organism in Eukaryota, Viridiplantae, Streptophyta, Magnoliopsida, Fabales, Fabaceae.